AGAAUAAGAACGAUAUAUCCAAUUGCUUGCAACCAUGCGAAGCAAUUGAGUGAAACCACUCAUGAUUUUAUGUUUAUCUCUCUCAAUGAUUUAGUUUUGUCACUAUUUUGAUUUUUCUCUCUAUCAUUGUUGACACUAAUUAUUCUAACGAAGGACACCGUGCCAAGGGGACCAACAUGGCCGGUGCUGGUAUGAGCCAGCUGUCCCCAAGAUGGGCAGCUUUUUUAUGCCUAUUCGCUGUUCUAUGUUCACUUUUUAUGCCAGGAGUUGCGGUGAAGGAAAAUGAUUUCAAGAAAUGUGACCAGUCUGGCUUCUGCAAGAGAAAUAGAGCUUAUGCCGACAACGCUGUCGCUCUAGGGUCCGAAUGGAAAGCACCCUACAAGAUUCCUUCCGAGCUGGCCUCGUUCAAGGAUGGCCAAUUCCACGCUACGAUUCUAAAAACUAUCGACGAACAAGGAAAUACCGUCCAACUUCCCAUCACCGUAUCUUUCUUGAAAUCGGGUACGGCACGUGUUACGGUCGACGAGAAGAAGAGACAAGAUAAGGACAUUGAGAUUAGGCAUAAUAGCGGGGCUAGAAAAGAGAGAUACAACGAAGCUGAAAAAUGGACGAUUGUUGGUGGCUUGGAUGUUGAUACGGAUGCUAAAAUUUCUCAUGAAGGUGAGACCGGCAUCAAGAUCCAAUAUGGCCCCAACCUAGCAUUUGAAGCCGAUAUUACCUAUGAGCCAUACUCGAUUGAAUUCAAGCGAGAUGGUGUCUCUCAGAUCAGAUUCAACGACCGUGGCUUAAUAAAUAUGGAGCAUUGGCGACCGAAGAUCGAGAAGCCGGAGCCAGAAAAGAAAGAGGGUGAAGAAGGACAAGAGGAGAAGAAGGAAGAAAUCAUCGACGUACCUCCGUCGGAAGACGAAGGCACUUGGUGGGAAGAAACUUUUGGUGGUAAUACCGAUUCUAAGCCUCGUGGACCUGAGAGUGUUGCCCUUGAUAUCACUUUCUUGGGCUACGAGCACGUCUACGGAAUUCCGGAACAUGCUGGCCCCUUGUCACUGAAGGAGACUCGCGGCGGUGAGGGUAACUACGCGGAACCAUACAGGUUAUACAAUGCCGAUGUUUUCGAGUACAUCUUGGACAGCCCAAUGACUUUAUAUGGGGCUAUUCCUUUUAUGCAAGCUCAGCGAAAGGACUCGACUGUCGGUGUUUUCUGGCUAAAUGCUGCCGAAACCUGGAUCGACAUCACCAAGGCCAAGGAAUCCAAGAACCCCUUGGCGCUGGGAAUUGGUGCCAAGACCAACACACAGACUCACUGGAUCUCGGAGUCCGGCUUGAUGGAUGUAUUCGUCUUCCUUGGUCCAACCCCUCGUGAUAUUACCAAGAGCUAUGCUGAACUCACUGGCACCACUGCCCUUCCUCAGGAAUUCUCUAUUGGUUAUCAUCAAUGCCGAUGGAAUUAUGUCUCGGAUGAUGAUGUCAAGGAGGUUGACCGUAAAAUGGAUCGGUACCAUAUCCCAUACGAUGUCAUCUGGUUGGAUAUCGAAUACACCGAUGACAAGAAGUACUUUACUUGGGACAACGACAUGUUCAAAGACCCCAUCUCCAUGGGUAAGCAUUUAGAUCAGCAUGGAAGGAAGCUGGUCACGAUCAUUGAUCCUCAUAUAAAGAAUGCCGGAGGUUAUCACGUGUCGGACGAACUUAAGUCGAAGGGCCUGGCCGUCAAGAAUAAGGAUGGUAAUGACUUCGAUGGUUGGUGCUGGCCUGGAUCUUCGCAUUGGAUCGAUGCUUUCAAUCCAGCCGCCAUCAAGUGGUGGUCGACUUUAUUCAAUUAUGACAAGUUCAAGGGCACAAUGGAGAACACUUUCAUCUGGAACGACAUGAAUGAACCGUCCGUAUUCAAUGGACCGGAGGUCACUAUGCCGAAGGACAAUCUUCACCACGGCGGCUGGGAGCAUCGAGACGUCCAUAAUGUCAACGGCAUGACUUUCCACAAUGCUACGUACGAGGCUAUGCUGUCACGGAAGAAGGGUGAGCUGAAACGCCCAUUCGUACUUACCCGAUCCUUCUUUGCUGGCUCUCAACGUCUUGGUGCGAUGUGGACUGGCGAUAAUCAGGCCAGCUGGGAACACCUCGGCGCUUCCGUUCCGAUGAUUCUCGCUCAAGGAAUCUCUGGUUUCCCUUUCUCUGGUGCUGAUGUUGGUGGUUUCUUUGGUAACCCAGAAUUGGAACUUCAGAGUCGUUGGUACCAAGCCGGUGCCUUCUAUCCUUUCUUCCGAGGACACGCUCAUAUUGAUGCUCGGCGCCGUGAACCAUUCCUCCUUGCGGAACCGUAUCGAUCUAUUAUUACGUCCGCUUUACGCCUCCGCUACAGCCUACUUCCCGCUUGGUAUACCGCAUUCUACCAUGCUAACCAAGAUGGUAGUCCUAUCAUCCGUCCUCUGUACUGGACACACCCGAGUGAGGAAGGUGGUUUCGACAUUGAUGACCAAUUCUUUGUUGGAUCGACGGGUCUUUUGGUAAAGCCGGUUGUGGAGAAGGACAAGCGUACUGUUGAUAUUUACAUCCCAGAUGACGAGGUCUAUUAUGACUACUUCAACUACAAAAAGCAUGCGACAACUAAAGGCAAAUACCUAACUGUCGAUGCGCCCCUCGAGUCUAUCCCCGUAUUGAUUCGCGGUGGACAUAUCAUACCUCGUCGGGAUACACCGCGUCGCUCUUCUCAGCUAAUGAAAUUCGAUGACUAUACCCUCGUUGUGGCAAUUGGGAAGAAUGGUCAAGCGGAAGGCGAGCUCUACGUUGACGAUGGCGACUCCUUCGAUUAUGAAAAUGGCCAAUACAUCCAUCGCAAGUUCAAGUUGGAGGGUUCUACCCUUUCCUCUACUGACGCAGAAGGCCGCGACAUCAAGAGCGUGAAGGAAGGGAAAUGGUUGAAGCUCAUGCACGGCGUAUCCGUUGAUAGAAUCAUUGUCAUCGGCGCGCCUUCAUCUUGGGCUAAUAAGAAGGAAGUAGAAGUCGAGUCUGAGGGCAAGAAGACUUCGGUGCCGCUAGAGUACCACAAUGCCGAGGGUGGCAGAGCUGCAUAUGCGACCAUAAGGCGGGUCGCUGCUAGAAUUGGCGCUGAUUGGACGGUGUCUUUUGCUUAGAUAGUGGAAUAUGAGUGGCGUACUUAUUAAGGUGGAUAGAGAUGAAUAUGACUAUGAAUGACCAUUUGAAAAAA
This is a messenger RNA of Annulohypoxylon maeteangense, 3205 nucleotides long. Its product is annotated as glycoside hydrolase family 31 protein. The coding region runs from base 177 to 3131 and encodes 984 amino acids. Gene Ontology annotation, biological process: carbohydrate metabolic process; N-glycan processing. Gene Ontology annotation, molecular function: alpha-glucosidase activity; carbohydrate binding. Gene Ontology annotation, cellular component: glucosidase II complex. NCBI's taxonomy places the organism in Eukaryota, Fungi, Ascomycota, Sordariomycetes, Xylariales, Hypoxylaceae. The record is from RefSeq and is a predicted model, not a curated record. The transcript is spliced from 2 exons.